Molecule: messenger RNA, 1149 nt
Organism: Penicillium subrubescens
Lineage: Eukaryota; Fungi; Ascomycota; Eurotiomycetes; Eurotiales; Aspergillaceae
Exons: 1
Coding region: 1-1149 (382 amino acids)
Source: RefSeq, a predicted model, not a curated record
AUGGCUCCGGUACAACAGAUUGGAGAUUUCCCCGACAUUCCGCUCAAGUCAGUUGAGGUUCGGGAUGUUGCGCAAGACAUUCCCACCGACGCUUCACCCGCCAUCACCUUGAACUAUCUCUCCCCUCGAGCCGACUCGUCAGCAGCCGCCACAAAGAUAAACUAUGGCCAAGGCACAGUUGAUCCGAAAAACAUCAAGAUGCAAGGCCUGAUGGCUUUAUUCGCCCUCAUCGGUGCUGCAUUCGUGCUGGGUGGAAUUUGGUUCUUCUUCUGGGCCAAGAACGGUGGAUUUGUCUGGCGCAAGGGCGAUUGGGAAGACUACAAAUCGACCGUGCUACGACGCAAAGGACCCGACGGACGAACCCUCAGUAACGCCACGAAGAGUACCAAGCUGGGCGGCGGUAGUGUCGUUGGUUACAGCGAUGAUGGCUACACAUACACCGACGAGACAGGCACAUACACUGAGACUGCGACAACGAUCAGUGACGAGAAGCCACAAAAGAAGAAGAAGCGUAAUUUCCGAGAGAAGCUCCUCCGCCGACACAAGGAUGAGCGAUGGGAAGGCGAGGCCGACGAUGACAUGCGUGCAUACCGUGAAGAGAGACCCGCCCGUAUUGGUGGCAUGAAUCGCGAGGCCGACGGUACCUACCACGGUAGCGACUACGAUUCUUCUGCCCCUCCCACGCAUUACAACCGCAGCGACAUGAGCGAGGUCCGUGAUUAUGCCUAUGAACAGCCGCGUCGCUCUCGCCGUCGCGAUCCCUCUGGCUUCUCUUUCACUGCCGGCAGUGAGGAUGUCCUGAGUCAAACCACCGAGGAACACCAGCUCCGUGAUCCAUCUACCCGCCGCAACAAUCGCCAACGCACUCGUGAGCGACGCCAAAGUGCCGCACCUCCCUCUGCGCCUUCGUCUCGUACCAGCAGUCCCCGCAAGAAGGAUCGUCGUUCCGUGCCGGGUGGCUACACCGAGCCUUUGGACCUCGCCUCUGCGGGUACACGCUCGGAGUACCAGUACUCCAACGUCGAUACCGAGGAUUCCAAUGGCACCAGGAGCUACCACCACCCGAUUCCCGGCUUGACCAAGGGCUACCGUCGUGAUGGCCAUGGUCGCCGUCGCCGUGAUAGUCUGAGUGAUAGCGACGGAGAGUGA